Molecule: messenger RNA, 444 nt
Organism: Kluyveromyces marxianus DMKU3-1042
Lineage: Eukaryota; Fungi; Ascomycota; Saccharomycetes; Saccharomycetales; Saccharomycetaceae
Gene: ATG10
Product: E2-like conjugating enzyme
Exons: 1
Coding region: 1-444 (147 amino acids)
Molecular function (GO): ubiquitin-like protein transferase activity
Source: RefSeq, a predicted model, not a curated record
AUGCUAACACUUCCUGAGUACAAUGAGCAAAUACCGAAUGUACGUUCGCUUCUCACAAAAUGGGCCAAAGUUGAACGGAUACAGGACGUUCAAGACGGGUUACAACUAGAUGUGCGUUUAAAGACUGAUACUUUACUUGAGUUACAUAUAUACUAUGACCACGUUUAUCACGUUCCAUCUAUUAAGUUCAGACUUUGGUCUUUAGAUACAGAAGAAGAUAUUUCUUCUCUUAGGUUGCUGACGCUAUCGGAUUCAGAACUACGUUCCAUUUUAAACUUGGGUACAUUUUCUGUAACUUUAAGUACUGACAUGGAAAUGAAAAGCGUGUACUACUAUAUCAAUAAUUGCGAUACAGAUGCGAACGUGGGAUCAGAUGUUGAGCACUAUUUGACGCGUUGGAUAUCCUUAUAUAUACGCAUAUUUGAUCUUAAUUUUGUUCCAUAG